Molecule: messenger RNA, 1227 nt
Organism: Myotis daubentonii (Daubenton's bat)
Lineage: Eukaryota; Metazoa; Chordata; Mammalia; Chiroptera; Vespertilionidae
Product: lysine-specific demethylase 4D-like
Exons: 3
Coding region: 1-1227 (408 amino acids)
Source: RefSeq, a predicted model, not a curated record
AUGGUCUCUAAUGAGCCAAGUGGGACAAUCAUGACCUUCCACCCAACCAUGGAAGAAUUUAAAGAUUUCAGCAAAUAUAUUGGUUACAUGGAAUCCCAAGGUGCCCACCGAGCUGGCCUGGCGAAGGUCAUUCCACCCAAGGAAUGGAAAGCCAGACAGACCUAUGAUGAUGUCAAUGACAUGGUGAUAGCCACUCCCCUCCAGCAGGUGGCGUCUGGGCAAGCAGUUGUGUUCAUUCAAUACCACAAAAAGAAGAGGACCAUGAGAGUGGGCGAUUAUCGCCUGUUGGCUAACAGUGCACAGUAUCAGACUCCACCACACUUGGACUUUGAGGAUCUGGAGCGGAAAUACUGGAAAACGCGCCUGUGGGACUCGCCCAUAUAUGGCGCUGACAUCAGUGGCUCCUUGUUUGAUGCCAACACUAAGCAAUGGAACCUUGGCCACCUGGGAACCAUCCAGGACCUGCUGGAGCAGGAGUGUGGGGUUGUCAUCGAAGGCGUCAACACCCCCUACCUGUACUUUGGCAUGUGGAAGACCACCUUCGCUUGGCACACGGAGGACAUGGACCUUUACAGCAUCAACUACCUGCACUUCGGGGAGCCCAAAACGUGGUACGCGGUGCCCCCAGAGCACGGCCAGCGCCUGGAGCGCCUGGCCAGGGACCUUUUUCCGGGCAGCUCUCGGGGCUGCGAGGCCUUCCUACGGCACAAGGUGGCCCUCAUAUCGCCCACUGUCCUCAAGAAGAACGGGGUCCCGUUCAGUCGCAUCACUCAGGAGGCUGGAGAGUUCAUGGUGACCUUUCCCUAUGGCUACCACGCUGGCUUCAACCAUGGCUUCAACUGUGCGGAGGCCAUCAACUUUGCCACCCUGCGAUGGGUCGACUAUGGCAAAGUGGCCUCUCAGUGCAGCUGUGGGGAGGCCCGGGUCAGCUUUCCCAUGGACGUGUUCGUGCGCCUCCUGCAGCCCGAGCGCUAUGAGCUGUGGAAACGCGGGCAGGACCGGACUGUUGUGGACCACGUGGAGCCCACGGCAUCGCGCAGCCAGACGCUGAGUCCCGAGGCUGCCGCGGCCCUCUGCUCCUUGAAGCCAGACCCAUCCUCACAGCCAACCUCGGGCCCAUCAGCCCAGCCCAGCCAACUGGCACACGUGGUGGGGGAAGUGGUCAUCGUCCACAGGAACAGGGGACUCGAGUGGACUGUCAGGCCCCGGCUAAGAGGCGCCGCCUAG